Scutellospora calospora is the source of this 698-nucleotide messenger RNA. Lineage: Eukaryota; Fungi; Glomeromycota; Glomeromycetes; Diversisporales; Gigasporaceae. The record is from the annotation of a GenBank genome assembly.
AAAAUUUUUUAUAUAUGCUUGAUCAAUUGUCUGAGAAAAAUUAUAAACCAAAUCCAAAAUUAGCCAGAGCUCUUGACAUUUUAUUCAUUCUUCAUGCUGACCAUGAGCUUAAUUGUUCAACAGCAGCGAUGCGUCAUAUUGGCUCAUCACUUGUUGACCCUUUCAGUGCCAUAUCAGGAGCUGCUGCUGCUUUAUAUGGUCCGCUCCAUGGUGGUGCUAAUGAAGCUGUAUUGAGGAUGCUGGAGGAAAUUGGCUCAACCGAUAAAAUACCAACUUUCUUACAAGAAGUUAAGGAAAGAAAAAGAAAAUUAUUUGGUUUUGAUGUUGCAAUUGAAUUAGAAAAAGCUGCAUUGGAAGACGAAUAUUUUGUAAAACGAAAGCUAUAUCCUAAUGUUGAUUUUUACUCUGGAUUAAUUUAUAAAGCUAUGGGAUUUCCAACUGACAUGUUUCCAGUGUUAUUCGCAAUUCCACGAGUUGCAGGAUGGUUAGCGCAUUGGAAAGAAUCAUUAGAGGAUAAAGAAUCUAAAAUUUGGAGACCAAGACAAGUUUAUGUUGGUCCUAGUGUUAGGUCUUAUGUUCCUCUGGAACUUCGAGAAACUGAAAACAACGUUGCUGUGGCCAAAGUACUACAUCCAUUUAGUAAGAGAACAUCAGUGGCUACAUUUGAUGCUGAUGACAAGAUUCAAUCAAAAUUAUGA